AUGGCCUCUCGAAUCGCCAUCGUCCGGGGUGCUUCCCUCAAGCACUCCAUCUCUUUGGCGACCAGAUCCGUGCCCCUCGUCGCCCGGCGCGGCCUCGCUUCCGCCACCACCCCUCGCCAGCUUUCACAGACUCCCCAGGCUGAGGUGGAUGGCCACCGGAGAUCCCAUGCCGCUCUGGAAUCCCUCCAGCGCGAUCCGGCCUACCUUGAGAUGAAGGAGAGCCAGGCUGAGAACCCCCAGCCCUGGAUGGAUUUUGUCGCACGUCACAUUGGCCCCCGCGACUCCGACGUUGACGCCAUGCUCAAGACUGUCGGCGCCGACUCUCUCGAGACCUUCAUUUCCCAGGUCAUCCCCAAGGAUAUUCUCCUGCCGCCCAAGAAGACCAUCCAGCCUAAGAAGCUCAGCGAGUCUGGUGUUGCCAAUGUCUUCAAGAACAUGAGCGCGCAGAACGAGGUCAAGACGUGGAUGAACGGUGGUGGUUACUACCCCGUCGAGAUUCCCACCGUCAUCAAGCGCAACCUUCUCGAGAACCCCGCCUGGUACACCAGCUAUACUCCUUACCAGGCUGAAAUCUCCCAGGGUCGUCUCGAGUCCCUCCUCAACUUCCAGACCAUGGUCUCUGACCUCACCGGCCUUCCUGUUGCCAACGCCUCGCUCCUCGAUGAAGGUACUGCUGCCGCCGAGGCCAUGACCAUGUCUUGGAACUCUCUGCCUACGGCCCGCGCCAAGCGCCCCAACAAGACCUACGUUGUCUCGGAUCUUCUUCACGACGCCACCGUCCGUGUCAUGCAUGGCCGUGCUGAGGGAUUCGGAAUCAAGCUUGAGGUCAUGGAUCUUUCCGCGCCUGCUGCCCACGACAAGAUCAAGGCUCUCGGUGACGACCUUGUCGGUGUCAUGGUUCAGUACCCUGAUACCAACGGUGGUAUCCAGAACUUCCGUCAGCUCGCUGACCUCGCCCACGCGCAAGGCACCCUUCUCUCUGCCGCCACUGAUCUGUCUUCUCUGACCCUCCUGACACCCCCCGGUGAGUGGGGUGCCGACGUUGCUUUCGGCAACUCUCAGCGCUGGGGUGUUCCGCUGGGUUUCGGUGGCCCCCACGCCGCCUUCAUGGCCGCUCAAGAGUCGAGCAAGCGUCGACUCCCUGGUCGCAUCAUUGGUGUCUCCAAGGACCGCAACGGCCGCCGUGCUCUGCGUCUUGCUCUCCAGACACGUGAGCAGCACAUUCGCCGCGAAAAGGCCACUUCCAACGUCUGCACUGCCCAGGCUCUGCUCGCCAACAUGGCUGCCAUGUACGCCAUCUACCACGGCCCCGGCCAGCUUCGUGAGAUGGCCGUCACCAACCUCCGCCACGCUCGCAUGAUCCAGGCUGCUGCUCAGCAUUACGGUCUCAACGUAAUCACCUCCUCGGUCGACCCCGAGGGCCGUGUUCUCUCCGACACCGUCACCAUCUCCUUCAAGGACCCCAUUGUCUGCCGCGCACUUCGCCGUGAGCUUAACGACCGCGGCAUCAGCAGUGGCAAGUCUUGGUCCUCGAACGAGAUUGUCCUCGCCGUCCCCACUACCUUCACCCUAAAGAACUAUAUUCGCAUUGUCCAGUCCUUCCGCGACGUCUCCUUCAAGAACCACACCAACGCCUACGUUGACGUUGCCAACAAGUACUGGACCGAGGGCUACAAGGUUUCCUCGGACGAGAUCAUCAAGACCCUCCCCGAGGCUGUCCGCCGAGAGUCCAAGUUUUUGACGCACCCUGUCUUCAACUCUCACCACUCCGAGACUGAGAUGCUCCGCUACAUGCACCACCUCCAAUCCAAGGAUCUGUCCCUGGUCCACUCCAUGAUUCCCCUGGGCUCCUGCACGAUGAAGCUCAACGGCACUACCCAGAUGGAGCUGAUCGGCACCGAGUCUUCCUCCAACAUCCACCCUCACGCCCCCAUGUCCGGUGUCAAGGGCUACCAGAAGCUGUUUGCUGCCACGUCUGCCCAACUUGCCGCCCUCACCGGUAUGGAUGCCACUUCGCUGCAACCCAACUCUGGUGCCCAGGGUGAGUUUGCUGGUCUUCGCGCUAUCGCCAAAUACCACGAGGAGCACAACGGUGGCAAGCGCGAUAUCUGUCUGAUCCCUACCUCUGCUCACGGAACCAACCCUGCCUCUGCUGCUAUGGCUGGUCUGCGUGUCGUCCCUAUCAAGUGCGAUACCGCUACUGGUAACCUUGACAUUGCCGAUCUCCAGGCCAAGGCGAAGAAGCACGAGAAGGAGCUUGCAGCUAUCAUGAUCACGUACCCCUCCACUUACGGUGUCUUUGAGCCCGAGGUCCGCAAGGCUUGCGAGAUUGUUCACGAGCACGGUGGCCUCGUCUACAUGGACGGUGCCAACAUGAACGCUCAGAUUGGCCUCACCUCUCCUGGAGCCCUGGGAGCUGAUGUCUGCCAUCUCAACCUCCACAAGACCUUCUGCAUUCCUCACGGUGGUGGUGGCCCUGGUAUCGGUCCCAUCUGCGUGAAGGAUAUCCUUGAGCCAUACCUGCCUCACCAGAAUAACCAGACUCCUGUCUCCAGCGCCAGCUUCGGUAGCGCCAGCAUUGUCCCUAUUAGCUGGGCCUAUAUCUCCACCAUGGGUGAUGCCGGUCUUCGCAAGGCUACUUCGCUGGCUCUCCUCAACGCCAACUACAUCCUUGCCCGCCUCAAGGACCACUACCCCAUUCUCUACACCAACGAGAACGGCCGCUGCGCUCACGAGUUCAUCAUCGAUGCUCGUGGCUUCUCGAAGACUGCCGGUGUCGAGGCUAUCGAUAUCGCCAAGCGUCUUCAGGACUACGGCUUCCAUGCCCCCACUAUGAGCUGGCCGGUGCCCAACACUCUCAUGAUCGAGCCCACCGAGUCUGAGAGCAAGGAGGAGCUGGACCGCUUCAUCAAUGCUCUCAUCAGCAUUCGCGAAGAGAUCCGCGAAGUGGAGGAGGGAAAGCAGCCCCGUGAGGGCAACGUCCUCAAGAACUCGCCUCACACACAGCUCGACCUGCUUCUCGGCGACAACGGCAAGUGGGAGCGCCCCUACAGCCGAGAGAAGGCUGCCUACCCUCUGCCCUACCUCACCGAGAAGAAGUUCUGGCCCACAGUCACGCGUGUUGACGACAAGUACGGCGACACCAACCUCUUCUGCACCUGCCCUCCUGUCGAGGACACUACUGGCACCAACUAA
This is a messenger RNA of Cordyceps fumosorosea ARSEF 2679, 3195 nucleotides long. Its product is annotated as glycine dehydrogenase. Gene Ontology annotation, molecular function: glycine dehydrogenase (decarboxylating) activity; pyridoxal phosphate binding; glycine binding. Bases 1 to 3195 code for a protein of 1064 amino acids. Lineage: Eukaryota; Fungi; Ascomycota; Sordariomycetes; Hypocreales; Cordycipitaceae. The transcript has 2 exons. Gene Ontology annotation, biological process: glycine decarboxylation via glycine cleavage system. Gene Ontology annotation, cellular component: glycine cleavage complex; mitochondrion. The record is from RefSeq and is a predicted model, not a curated record.